Molecule: messenger RNA, 6955 nt
Organism: Delphinapterus leucas (beluga whale)
Lineage: Eukaryota; Metazoa; Chordata; Mammalia; Artiodactyla; Monodontidae
Source: RefSeq, a predicted model, not a curated record
UCGUUCCCUGUGUUGGCAGGUGAAUUCUUAACCACUGUGCCACCAGGGGAGUCCAGUUUGUAUUUUAAAAUGGGGAGCAAGAUCGUUAAUUUAAGUGCCCUUUGGCCUUAGUGCUCAGCCAAAGGAAUGAAAUCUUUCCAAGUCUCCAUUAACUUGUGGGGGGAAGGGGCUUUGUAAUCAGAGUAUUUCAACUAAUGAAAACUCUCCCAGAAACAGCUUGUUUAGCUAAUUUUUUUCUUUUCCUCACAAUAGCAACUCAUAACUCCAAGAGGGAGUGAAAAUGUCACAUCGCUCAAGGCAAGCCUGAAUCUGAUUUUUUUCUCUCUGGCUUUGGUCUCAGGAUGCUGCCCAAAAACAUGGUGGGAGGAAUCUUUCUAAACAAAGGGAUCCUUUUUGCUUUGUGAUAAGGCUUUUGUCUGGGCCCCUGAGCCCACAGGGGACCGGCUCAUGUGCAAGGAAUUUAGGGUGGCCUACCCCACACCCCUUCCUUCUUCCGCUAGAGUUCUCCGCUAAAGCAGGCUGGCAGGAGAUGGGGAGUUUACGAGCCUGAUUCGUGGCUCGCAUCCAACGGCCCUGCUUAUCUCCCCAGGACAAAGCUCAAAGAUGAAAGAAUCCCGCAGGCCUUUUAUUGCCCACUUUGCUCCCUCUGCCGUGACCACCGCCUUCCCUAGCCACCAGGACACCCCUCCCUGUCAGUGUGGACAUUCUUAAGGCAAAGCUGAUGCUGAACGCUGGUGGGAUGAUCUCAGAGGAGAGGCAAGUCCUGGCAGAGGCACCGAGCCCCGGAAAUGCCUGCUUCAGGCCCCACUAGUAGCAGCAAAAGAACCUAAUGUGUGCGAAACGCUCAGAAAGCAGCAGGUCAGAUGCUGCAGGUGCAAGUCUGGAUUCCAGUCUCAGCUGACAACUCACGCAGUUAUCGUCUCUGUGCCUCAGUGGCUUUAUCCAUAAAAUGGGAAGAUAAUGGGAAAAGCCAUUCUAAGAUUAACCUCUAGAAAGAUCCCACAACACAUCCAUCUCCCAACUGACUUGGGCAAACCUUCCUUCACCCAGAGCUGCUGGGGGAGGGGAUGCCUGAGUUUUGGGGAGACUCAGCUCCCCAAGUCAGAGUGGAAGGGAUACCUCACAAAAGGAAGCGUAGUUUGUAGGGAAGCCGUUUAGCGUGGUGGUUUUUAGCACAGGCCAGCGGGUUCAAAUCCUGGUCCUGCUGUGACCUCCGGCUGAUCGUUUACCCUCACAGAAAACAGUGCCUCCAUUUUUUCUUCAGUGAAACAGGGUAAUGGGACCUGCCCCAUACAGUGCUCUUAGGAUUAACCAACAAAACGCACAGAAAGAAUAUCACUGUAUCCAGUACACGGUAAGGGCUCACAGAAUUACUAUUACUUGUGUAAAGUGCUCUGAGAGCUUAAUUCCAGGAGGGGCUACUUUAAAGACACAAGUACUGAGUCCUAGGAAAGGCCCUUGUCUUGGACAGAGCCCCAGGCUGGGGAUUAGGGUUGGGCAUCAUCGGUGGAAAUGGAUAGAGUGGGUCCUUGGUGGCCCGGGAGCGUGGCCAGAAAGCUGGGAGGCACCUGUGCCCCUCCUCGACUCCUGGCCUCCCCUUGUUUCUGAGCUGCAGUGACCUCUUUUCCCCUAGCGCAGGCCUAGGCCAGAGACAGACCUGGGGGCUGCCUCCACACCUUCCCAGGGGUUGUUGGUGGCUUUUAAAUGAGUUUUUAAACCUACAGUAAGACAAAUGUCCUAAGUAACAAUGAGGCACUGACUCUUAAGAUUAUCCCCAAAUUUUUACAGGGGAGUUUGCCAGGGCUCAGAGAGGGCAGCGAUGAUCAAGUUGUGUUAAAACCUGGGAAACCUGAAUUAAAACCUGGGGUCCUGAAGCUGCUCACAAGGGCCUGGCACAGGGUGGGCGCCCGCAGACAAGGGAACAGAAUCUGAAGGCGGCUCUCCUUGUGGGCGGUUGGCUGUCCUUGUGCCAACUGGAAGGCAACAUUUCAGGGGUUGCCUCUCUGCACCCUCCCACUCCCCUCCCUUCGGGGGUAGCCUGUCCACUGGGCAGGAGGAUAGCCGCCUGGGCUGUUGUCACUGCAGUGACCACCAGGGGCCGCCUUGGAUCCUUAAACUGAAGCACCGUGGGCAGCCUGGGUGGUGGGGAAGGCACAGGGUCUCCGAAGCCCCAAGGAGGGGGACACCCACCUCUGCCCUCUUUGUGCUCUGAACACCUGGGCUUACCAGUCUGUGGGUGGGGGCGGUCUGGGCCAGGGAGGCUUUCUUGAGUUCUGGCACCAGACCCCACUACCGUUUCACCCCAGGGUCUUGCCACCCCCAGCCCCCUAACUCUUGACUUUCCUCCCUCCGUCCUUACCCAACCUACCUUGCAGCAAGAGAGUUGCCAUGAACCAGUGUUUAUGGUUCAGUUCUUAAUCAAAGGACACCUCCUCCAGGAAGACUUCCCAGACCAUCCCCCAAAUUCCCUGCCUGCCCCUCUAUCCACCUGGUUAGGCAUCUGUCUCUCCUGUACUGAGAAACCUUGAGGGCAGGAAGCCUGUGGGCUCUGUCCCUUCUCAUCUCCCUUUAGUACCUGGCUGUGUGUCUGGCACAGGGUCAAGAGCAAGUGAAUGUUUGUUGAAUGAAUAAACAAGAGCAUACCCAGCAGAGUGGAAAGGCAAGUGGCCCCAGGGCAUUGUGGGUAACCUCUUUCUCACUGGUACUCACCCAGAGGGUCCUGGUCAAGAAGGCAGAGGGUGUGAGGAUCCAGAAGGCUGACUUCAUGGUGCUGUUGAGGUGACUGAUGGGUCCUCCUCUGCCCCGCCCUGCCUGCACCCCUCUCACGAUGCUUGUCACAUUCCGUGGGAGAGUCUGUAACAGAGAUGUGGGCUUUGGAAUCAAUCCCAGUGCGACCAUUUAAUGUUGCUGAGCAUCACUUUUCUCACCUGGAAAAGUGACGUAAGAGAGCCUAUUAGUGGGACUUCCCUGGUGGUCCAGUGGGUCCGGGGUUCAAUCCCUGGUCAGGGAACUAGAUCCCACAUGGCGCAACUAAGACCUGGCACAGCCAAAUAAAUAGAUAGAUAAAUAAAUAAAUAAAUGUUUUUAAAAAGAGCCUAUUAGUCGUUGAGUGAAGUCACUCGGUGAAGCCGCAGCUCAGGGCCUGGUACACAGUGGGCACACCAGUAGUGUGCCCUGGGGCACAUCAUUUCUCCAGGCCUCCAUUUCCCCACCUGAAAAGGAGGCUCUGAGAGCCCCAGUGAUCAGGCAGGUGGCUUAAGGCACACGGAGUGCAGCCUAGCAGCUGGCACCCAGCAGGUGCUUGUUCAUUAUCAGCUGGCAUUUACAGAGGGCUCCCCGUGCCAGGUGCCGUUUGUCUCAAGUUGUUAAACACUGUUCUAACGUCAUUCUCUGAACGCUAAGGGUAGUUCCCGCCAUCGUCUCGCUGUACAGGGGAGGCCAUACCGCUGUCAAGUGGCAGAGCUGUGUGUGAGGAGUUGGCCCGGCAGCCAUGUAACCAGAGCUUCCUGGAGUGGAGACGACCUCUCUUUAGACCCCCUUGGGUGCCUGGCAUGCAGUAGGUGUACACUGGGGUUUGCUGAAUGGAAUAGAGGCAGUGGAACCCCGUGCGCCACCUGGGAUCCUCUGGGUAUGAGGAGGAAAGGCCUGGGCCCUGGGUUCCUCUGGGGCAGAACAGGGCCCCCUCCCAGGCACCCUGGGUAGGUGUGGCCUUUGCUCCUUUUUUCAGUCUGGUCUGUCCCAACCACUGCCUGUGUGUGGCUCGCAGUGCCCUGAGCAGCCCAGCCUCUCCUCUCCGGCAGGGCCUUGGCAACCCAGCCCUCAUUGGCUGCACGUAUCCUUGGAGAUGAGGCACCAGCAGUGCAAACAUAGGCGGCAGAAUGUUUCCUCCCUCCCCCGCCCCCCUGCCCUCACUGCCAUGAGGGAUCUAUUCACCUCCCAGAAGCAAGCCUGCUGGCAGGAGCACAUCCGGAAGGAGACUGCCGCCCAGGUCGCCUGGAACAUCAGCUAUGGCCACAAGCACCUGAAGGAGGGACCCUUGCCCAGGAAGCGGCUCCAAAAGGCCCCCUUCAGGGUUUUGGUGAAAUCAGGCGGGAAAACACCCAGAGCAGGAGUUAUCCUCAGAAAGCUGCAUGAGGGGAAUCCAUGAAGGACACCAGGGCUCCAGCUUAUGCCAGGUUCCAGCCCAUCACAAAGAGCUUUUACAUCAAAAGUAGCAUCUUCCAUGUCCCACGGCGAACAGACCAGCGGAUGUGAAUUUGCUGGGGGUUCAGAAGCUGCUCCUUCCUUUUCCUGUGGUCUGUCUGGACCCUGAAGAGCAGAGACAUUGCCAGCCCCACCCUCCCCGCGUUCUGUUCAGCUCUGCCAAGCGGGGAGAGGCACGAGUCCUACUCUAAGCACAGUGCAAUCUGGUGUUCAGCAGGCCACCUGCCACAUGCUGAUCUGGGGACGCAGGCUUCUCCCAUCUGGUGGCUGUGCCAUCUCCUAGGGCCUCAGAGUCCUUCCCUGAGUCCUCUACACCCAGCUGCGGGAUGAGGGAGGAGAGACAGAGGGCCUGGAGAGAACAUGCCCACCCUUGACCACCUUGGCCUGGAGCUGACACAUCCUAUUGGUUCCCCUCCUUCCGGUCUGCCUCUGUAUCUCCCGUGACAUCAUGUAGGAGGGCUUCUGUUCAUCAUAAGCUUUGAGUCUCAUAAGAAGGACCACCACCAUUGACUGGGACUGUAACAUCUACCAGGAUCUUUACAGCCAUUAUUUCUUGUCCUUAUAAGAUUGGGAGCAGACUUCUCUGGAAGCAGAAGUCAGUGGAAGUUGUGUUUCCAUGGAGACCCAAUCACAUGCAACCAGGCUGUGAUCACAUGGAGCCACAAUGAUGGGGAGCUGCCAUCACUAAGAUGAGAGUCUCAAUUUCAGCUUCUGCCAGAGCCAGUAGCAGUUGGGAAAGAAGGCUGUGCUCUUCGAAGACCCCUGCAGGUGUCAGCCAGCCCUAAAGAGCAGGAUGGAUCUUGACGUGGUUAACAUGUUUGUGAUCGCGGGCGGGACGCUGGCCAUCCCGAUCCUGGCGUUUGUAGCCUCAUUUCUCCUGUGGCCUUCGGCACUGAUAAGAAUCUAUUACUGGUACUGGCGGAGGGCACUGGGCAUGCAGGUGCGCUAUGUGCGCCACGAAGACUAUCAGUUCUGUUACUCCUUCCGCGGCAGGCCUGGGAACAAGCCUUCCAUCCUCAUGCUCCACGGAUUCUCUGCCCAUAAGGACAUGUGGCUCAGCGUGGUCAAGUUCCUUCCAAAGAACCUACACUUGGUCUGCGUGGACAUGCCAGGACAUGAGGGCACCACCCGCUCCUCCCUGGAUGAUCUGUCCAUAGAUGGGCAAGUCAAGAGGAUACACCAGUUUGUAGAAUGCCUCAAGCUGAACAAAAAACCCUUCCACCUGAUAGGCACCUCCAUGGGCGGCCACGUGGCUGGGGUGUAUGCUGCUCACUACCCAUCAGAUGUCUGCAGCCUGUCUCUUGUGUGCCCUGCUGGUCUGCAGUACUCAACUGAUAAUCAAUUUGUACAACGGCUCAAAGAACUGCAGGAGUCGGCCGCCGUAGAGAAGAUUCCCUUGAUCCCAUCCACUCCAGAAGAGAUGAGUGAAAUGCUCCAGCUCUGCUCCUAUGUCCGCUUCAGGGUGCCCCAGCAGAUCCUGCAAGGCCUUGUCGACGUCCGCAUCCCUCAUAACAAUUUCUACCGAAAACUGUUUUUGGAGAUCGUCAGUGAGAAGUCGAGAUACUCCCUCCAUCAGAACAUGGACAGGAUCAAGGUCCCGACGCAGAUCAUCUGGGGGAAACAAGAUCAGGUGCUCGACGUGUCUGGGGCGGACAUGUUGGCCAAGUCGAUUGCCAACUGCCAGGUGGAGCUCCUGGAAAACUGUGGGCACUCGGUGGUGAUGGAGAGACCCAGGAAGACAGCCAAGCUCAUUGUCGACUUCUUAGCUUCUGUGCACAGCACAGACAACGACAAGAAGCUGGACUGAGGCCCCAGUGGCAGCCUGCACUCUGCACCCAGCAUCCACUCCCAUCUCCAGAAUCUGAUGCAGCCACCACUUCUCAGGGAUCCUGCCCCAAAUGCGGUGGGAGCGCCAGCGUCCCUGAGGAAGGCAAGUCCUCCAGCCCCAGUCUCUACAGAUCCACAGAGCUUCGGUGGCCACGAGGAAAACUCCAAGAUGUUUGUCACAAAAUGCACAUUCACAUGGAACGAAAUAAGAAAACCCAUCCAUGAAAUCUACCCAGAAGUCUUCAAGUUCAUGUCACAAAGCGCCCAUAUUGGACCAUAACCACUGGGGACAUUUUCUUUAAGAUGUUCCUCACAGACUGAGGCUCGAGGUAUUUCUGUUGCUUCUGACACUCUCCCGUGCAUGCUCAGUGGCUGUUUGAGGAGCGUUAGUCCCCAUUCACCAAGCCCCUCCUGUUUAUGUCUAAUUUAAGUUUACGUAGAGUCCCAUAUGUGAAUGCAGCCCGUCAACUGCAAGACCACGGAGGAGCACGGCAGGCUGUAGAAAACAUUUACCCAUGCAGAAGGGCGUGUUCGGCCUUGCCAGCUCUCAGAGCAGCAGAGGACACAGGUGGGUGAUUUGACCAGCACCCCUGUGUCAGGUAUGUCUUGAGUGAACCCGGGACAGCUGCAGUACAAAGAACACCUGGCAGGGUGGGUUCCCUGGGGAUAAUUUAUUAUUUUUUAAAAGGAACUAAUAAAGCAAUAAUGUUCUAGACAUCUAUCUAAAUAAUCAGACUCGGGUUCCGCUCCCAAGCACCUCUUUUCUAUCUUGCUGUGCUAUUGAAAACCCUUGGAUGUAAAAUACUAGAUUGUUAAUGAAUUCUGUGAAUUCUGUGAACAGUAAUGUGAUUGAAAAUAAAUCUAAACCGCUGUAAAAGUGACCACAAUGACAUAAAAUAAAUUUAAUAAGUCUAGAUCAGCAACA